Molecule: messenger RNA, 1911 nt
Organism: Cooperia oncophora
Lineage: Eukaryota; Metazoa; Nematoda; Chromadorea; Rhabditida; Trichostrongylidae
Source: the annotation of a GenBank genome assembly
UUGAAGCUUGUGACACCUUUACUUCGUAGAUUUGUUGAAGGUUUUUUUUCCAGUGGACCAUCAUCGGACUGUGGAGCAACUGGUCGUCGAGUUGUUGAGUGUGAUGAUGUCACGUUUACAUUCCGUAACUCGGCCAUUUCCAACAAUGGCACCGAUGUGAAUGUUGGGCAAAUACCAGAGCUCUACUACCAGGUGGUCUCCUCUUCUGGUGAUGGUGUGACCAACGAGGACGAAAAACCCGAGGAUUAUGCUAACUCUCGAUUAUUCUCGUCCACGUCAAUGGACACGGUAUCCCCGAGUGCGUUUCUUGCUCUUCUACGUGUACUGGACUGGGCCCUGGCGCGGGUUUUUGAAUCACAAUGUGAAGUUGAUCAACGGUUGUGGUAUACUGAAAGAGCAGCGGCUACUGCGCUUAUUGUCAUGCGGAUAUUGAGUCGUUAUGUCCUACUAGUCUAUCGUCCGACUGGAGAUACCGAGGAACCGUCAUCUUCCUUUGCCGAUACUAUAGUCCUUCUUCACACGGCUCUUCUGACUAUGUUUGAUCGGUCGAGUGACUGUGUCCAGGAAGAGAAUUUCGCUCUCACAAUCGUGCUGAGCGAGGCGAUUGGUCUGUUUGUCGGAAUCUCAUCGUGCUUCAUGCCUUCUCUCCACCUUCUUCUUUGCCAUCUGGCCCUGGCCAUCUCCAGCCCGGUCGGCCACCCUUUGAUUGCUGCUGUGAUCGGAAGCAUCGCGAAAAGGGAUACGCUGAUCGACGUUUUUCUUCACAGAACCGAUUUUGUUAGAUUUCCGCAAUUAUCGAAACAGUUAGGCGAGCACUUCACUAUGGACAACCAGAGGGUGGAGACGCUAACGGCGCUGCCGAAUGUUCUGCGAUUUUUGUACGAAAAGUCGUUUUUCGAAACAAAUGACCCCUGGAACGUGGCGACCAUCGCUCAGGAUAUUGUCGUGAAGAUGUCGAAAGAACUUGCCAUCCCAGAUGUACAUAAAUCGCUUGCCAGCACCAUUGUACAGUCAUCUAUCAGGUUCCGACGGCGGAGUGCUGUUUGCGCAUGGGACAUGUCCGAGGGCGCAACGGACGCGAUCUGUAUCAAAGUCGAUGGUGGACGUAUCGCUCUUCGAGGGGUUGGUGUCUAUCUUCACGCAGAACAAGUGAGGCGGGUAUGGCAGUGCGAGAUUUAUGUGCUACGCGAAGGUGAUCAGUUCUCCCUGUUGGCAAAAACUUCAUGUGAGUUGAACAGCGGUGGUACGGCGGACACUGGCGUUAUUCUCUUGCCGGAAUCGAUCACGCUGGCUGCAGGGGUUACCUAUGCUAUCAAGGUAUGGACGCCGGAGAACGGGAAGACCUACUGUGGGGAAGGAGGCGUUAACUAUAUCCGCUUGAACAACGGCGCUCGAGUCACAUUCUCGUCGUGUUCGCUGAGUGAGAAUGGCACUUCAUUGCAACGUGGACAAAUACCAUACUUCCUGUAUUCUGUAGUGGAAACGGAGAAAUCAGAGAAUACAGAGCUGAAAGAAGAGGUGCAUAAGUCGUACGUAUUGCUUCUACGGCUUUUGUCCAACAAAAUCGGGGCGUUUCUCGUGAAUGGUCAUAUCCCACAAUGUGCCAAGUCGCUGAUUUCACGAAUAUCCGGGCACGUAAUGGUUUUUAUGGAGCUCUACCCUAACAAGGCAAUGGAGAUAGCUUGUGUUCUCGAGCAGCUGAUACCGAUGGUGUCAAGUGUGAACGGCACCGUGAAAACUAGCACUCUCAGCCAGUCAUUUGAUCAAAACUCCGAAGUCUGUGAAGCGAAGACCACCCAAGUCACGGUCGAGAGUCCACAUCCAUAUAAGACAAACAACGUUCACUCAGUGGUGAGUAGAGUUCUGGUUCGUCAUCGAUGUUCUCUUCCCCAUUUCAGAGCACUCUGCUGA